Psilocybe cubensis is the source of this 978-nucleotide messenger RNA. RefSeq lists its product as uncharacterized. NCBI's taxonomy places the organism in Eukaryota, Fungi, Basidiomycota, Agaricomycetes, Agaricales, Agrocybaceae. Gene Ontology annotation, molecular function: aldose reductase (NADPH) activity. The coding region runs from base 1 to 978 and encodes 325 amino acids. Gene Ontology annotation, cellular component: cytosol. The record is from RefSeq and is a predicted model, not a curated record. The transcript has 7 exons.
AUGUCGUUUGGAAAGACGAUCACCCUCUCUGACGGUUCGAAGAUUCCUCAGAUCGGACUAGGGACAUGGUUGUCCAAACCUCAUGAAGUCGAGAAAGCGGUUGAGAUUGCCGUAAGAAAUGGGUACCGACACCUUGAUCUCGCGAUGGUGUAUCGCAAUCAAGACGAAGUUGGUGCUGCGCUCAAGAAAGUCAUCCCCUCUGUCGUCAAGCGCGAAGAGCUUUUCAUUACAUCGAAGCUCUGGAACUCUGCACAUCAGCCGCAAGAGGUCGAGAAGGAGCUCAACGAGACACUCACCCAGCUCGGACUCGAGUAUUUGGACCUAUAUCUUGUUCAUUGGCCAGUUGCAUUUGCCUCUGGAAGAGGACUCUUCCCUCCUCACCCCACGAAGGAAGGACAAGUCGAAUUGGAUACUGAAACAAGUUUGGUCGAUACAUGGAAAGCGAUGAUUAAAAUCCCCAAGUCGAAAGUCAGAUCUUUGGGAGUGUCGAAUUUCACUAUUGAACAUUUGGAAGCGAUUAUCAAUGCGACAGGCGUUGUUCCAAUCGUGAACCAAAUCGAAGCACACCCUCUCCUUCCUCAAGACGACUUGGUUGAAUAUUGCAAAGAAAAGAACAUCCACAUCACCGCGUACAGUCCUCUUGGAAACAACGUGCUCGGAAAACCAAAGUUGACAGACCAUGAUGUCAUUAUAGAGACAGCCUCGAAGUUGAAUGCCACGCCAGCACAAGUAUUGAUAGCAUGGGGGGCAGCGCGGGGAUAUUCGGUCAUCCCAAAGAGCGUACAGGAACACCGCAUCUUGUCCAACUUCCAGCAGAUCGAGCUAAGUCCAGAAGACUAUGCAAAGGUCUCCAGUAUCGUCGAGGGCAAUCGCACUAGAUUUAACAUCCCCUAUACUACGUGUGAUCCUGUUUGGGAUAUUAACUUGUACGAAGAAGAGGACGAGAAACCGGCCACUCACCGAGUUAAAAUUCAAUGA